Yarrowia lipolytica CLIB122 is the source of this 1812-nucleotide messenger RNA. RefSeq lists its product as uncharacterized. The record is from RefSeq and is a predicted model, not a curated record. Gene Ontology annotation, biological process: regulation of DNA-templated transcription. NCBI's taxonomy places the organism in Eukaryota, Fungi, Ascomycota, Dipodascomycetes, Dipodascales. Gene Ontology annotation, molecular function: DNA-binding transcription factor activity; sequence-specific DNA binding.
AUGAUGGACGUUGAACGGGUCGAGCACAUGCCGCCCAAACCAAUGUAUUCACUUAUGACGCAGCCGGUGGUGCUCAAGGAGGAGCCCGUGGCCCCAUCUCCACCCACGACCCAGGCCGCGCAACAGCAGCAGCAACAGGCCCCGACACAGACACAGACGCCAGCACAACCGCCACAGGCGCAACAACCGACACAUAACCAGACACACACACAGCCACCGCAGCAGCAGCCGACCUCUGCGCAGCAACCGACGUCGUCCAACGCCACCGCCAGCAACUCCACCGAUAACAAGAAGCCCGGCACCACUCCAAAGGUGUCGCAGGCCGCGUUCAUCCACAAACUGUACUCCAUGCUGGAGGACUCAUCCAUCGAGCACCUAAUUUCAUGGUCUGCGUCCAACGACUCGUUCAUCGUGUCGCCCGGCGAGGAGUUCUCCAAGGUGCUGCGCCAAUACUUCAAGCACACCAACGUGUCGUCAUUUGUGCGCCAGCUCAACAUGUACGGCUUCCAUAAGGUCAACGACACGUUCACUUUCCACACCGGCGACUCCUCGCAAUGGGAGUUCAAGCAUGGCGGCGGCUCGUUCAAGCGAGGAGACGUUGAGUCUCUGAGAGGUAUCAAGCGACGAGCGUCGCGACAGUCGGCCUCCCAGAGAGACAGUGUGCCCUUGCGGCCCGUGGGACUCGUAUCAGACUAUGGCGUGGCCCCAUCAGGAGGAGCACCACCGGGCAUGAACGGCUCGGUGGACGUCGGAACAGCAGCAGCGGCGGCGGCGGCUCAGCACGGCCACAUGAUGUUGCACCCCUCUCAGCAUCCUCACCACCCCCACCCUGCGGACGAUGCCGCUGCCGCCGCUGCCACAGCCGCUACGUGGCACUUGCAUGACUCCGUGUCCCGCAUGGCCGCUACACAGGCCGCUCUCAUUGACGCGGUGCGGUCGCUCCAGUCAGACGUGAUUUCCCUGCUGGAUGUCCUCCCGCGAAUCACUGAGGGACGGGCAGCCGUGGAAUCCGCUCAUACCGAGUGCCAGCGGGUGGCACACGCCAUGGGCCACCGAAAUGCGUUCCUGGCGUCGCUAGACGGCCGGCGCGAGUCGCAGCCCCAGCCCCAGCAACAGCAGCCCUACUUUUAUCAACAAUCUGCAGCAGCGUCUGCAGCAUCGGCCACAGCCCCCGGAGGAUCGCAAUGGCGACAACCAGAGCCCCAAUAUCCCGUACCCCCAACGGACCCGUUCCACCGAGGUUCGCGGGGCAGAGCAGUUAGUGUGUACUUCGACCCACUGGCCAAGGAGCCUGCUGCGGGACCUGACGGACAGGCGCCCCCUACUCACACCAGUGCUCCCCCGCCACCACCACAGCAGCAACAGCAACAGCAACAGCAACCUCCACACUCUCAGGGAGCGGCCCCACCACCACCAUUCGGCUCUUCCCCCGGCCCUACCGGUCCCCCUGGAGGGGUGCCCCGAUCACAGCGACCAGGCUCGUUCCCUCUGCUGCAUCGACAGGACAAGACGGAGUUUGUGGGUGGUGGAUUCGCUGAAGCGCUGAAGUACAGAACUGACGCCCCGGCCCGUCGCCACACAGCCUCCGGCGCCGAAACCAUGCCUCUGCCGCAAUAUACUGCCCCUACAUCUACUCCUCAUCCUCAUGAGCCUUCUACUCCGCCACCACACUCGUCUCCACACACGCCGUACCGUUCGCCGCAUCCCUCGGGAGGUAGCACGCGCUCCAACAGCAGCAGCAGUACCCGUGGAGCAUCUGUGGCGGCUUUGUUGAACCCAGAAGGGGGCGACAAGAAGCGCAAGAUUGAGUAG